Medioppia subpectinata is the source of this 1872-nucleotide messenger RNA. NCBI's taxonomy places the organism in Eukaryota, Metazoa, Arthropoda, Arachnida, Sarcoptiformes, Oppiidae. The record is from the annotation of a GenBank genome assembly.
CUCGCACUGUAUUGAGUAUUGAGUUCCAACUCCUCUCUACUACUCUCUUACGAACCACUCUUGAGUUUGUCUGCAGUUUCACUCAGACUUUCAUAUACUCUAUUAGUGUACUCUAACUUUAGUACACUUCCAGCCAAAGUUUGCCAACUGUUCCAACAGCUCACCACUGCUUCGGCUCCCACUGUAUCACAUCCUAUCGCUAUAUCCAUGAGUCGAGUCUAUGCCAUCAAUUGAUAAAUAUAUUGUAUAUAUACACUACAACUCGUCUAUUAUAGUAUAGGGCCAGUAAUUGUGGUCAUUUCCACACCACUGUUACACUCAAUGAAUAUAUUUAGUGCUAAAUAACUUGCGAUCAAAACAAUUAAUUGACUUUUUGUUAAUGUGUUUGAAAAUCAAUGAAUAGUUUGUCGACGAAAGAAGUUUUAUUUGAAAUUCGUGUCAAUUAUAAGAGAAUUUAAACUCUCAUUAAAAUUAAUUUGAUUGCAUUCCCAGUAAAUGCAAUGAUAAGCAGUUGUGUCACAUCAAAAUCGUCGUCCCCCUCAUCGCCCGUCUCUAUGAUGUCUCCAUCAAGUCUUCACUCCUCACCGCAAGCGUCGUCGUCCUUCAGUCAGGACAGGUCUCCCGUAUCGAGUCCUUCGCGAUCUAACCUCCAAUCCAUUCCUCUCCUCAAGCCUUCGGCCAUCAAAGAGCCGUCGGUUCACUUCCCGCCCUCAACCAUACCAUCGAUGUGUUUCCCAUUGCACGCCAUAUACGCCCAAAAUCCAUAUUCUGGAUUAGUUGGCAACAAUUUGUCCACAUUCUUCUCGCCGCACGCCAUCGCCCGGCAAAUGUCAUUUCUCAACAACUCUUUCACACACAAUAUUUCAGGCAAACGAAUUCCUGCCGAAGAUUUUUCACGCUUUCCACCGGUCUUUUCGCCCCUCAAUACUGCACACCGGACCGCAAAUGCGAGCGCCUAUCCGACCGCCAAACAGGGCUGUCUCUUCCCAUUCAAUACCACACAUACAUCAGGUGCUCAUCACUUACACAACGCACAGAACAAUAUGUUUAACGCAUUAAAUAACGAAUGCCUCACAUCUUCGCCACCGUAUAAACGCAAAAUGUUGAACAUUUCCGGAGACAACGAUCACAACACUAAUUCAAACAAUGAAUCCCAACUUCUUCAGCAGACAUCCCUGGGUUCAAAUAGUUGGUGCCGAUCGCCAUCACAUCCGUUGACGUGUCCUCUUUGCUCGAUAUCUCUGGAAGGGGUGGACAUAAGCCGUCAUUUCAUUGAAGAGGUUCACAAAGUCGAGACAUUUAGAAAAUUAAGUAAUUUGGCGGACAUUCCCAACGAUUCAUCAGAAACAAUGAUUCGUCAAACGAGGAAAAAGUUUGAAACCGAAGAGUUAAGGACUGAAAGCCGAGGCAAUCAUUUGCACAGAAGUGACUCCAUUUGGAACCUUAGCUCUGAUGUCAGCACUACUUCUCAGUCAAAUAUUCACAAUAACAGUGAUAUGGAGAACAUUGAAGACAUUCACGAAACCAUAUAUUUGUUGCGGAAACGGAUCCGAGAGUUGGAGAACAAAGAGAACGAUAGCGUGAAUAAUGAGUCGUCGUAUAGAAGCCUACCGUCGAUGGCCUAACAGAUCCACAACAGAUCCCAACACCUGCUCUCCCCUCCAGACGACGACAACAUUUGCUUAUGUGUUGAUAUUUGGUGUGAAAUAUCUGCAACCGAUUGAUUGCAUUUAAACUUCUUGAUGACUAAAACAUCUGUAACUUAUUUUUGGCUCAUUUUUGCUAUAAGUCAGCAAUACUUCAAUGAAUUAGUAGACAGUUUCGGCAUAACUGCUGAUUACUCGACACAAACACUACACUAAUUGCUUAUUU